CGGGCCGCCGCCGCCGCCAGGCAUCGGCCGCGCUCCGCCAAGGCCGCCGCCGCCUCCCUCCGUCUCCGGCUUCUCUACCAGGCGCGUCAAGUAGGGAUAUGUCCUCAGCACCAACUACUCCUCCAUCAGUGGAUAAAGUAGACGGAUUUUCUCGGAAGUCCGUCAGAAAAGCCAGACAGAAGAGGUCACAAAGCUCCUCCCAGUUCAGGUCUCAGGGCAAGCCUAUCGAGUUAACUCCCCUGCCUCUGCUAAAAGACGUUCCAUCUUCAGAGCAGCCUGAAUUGUUCCUAAAGAAACUUCAACAGUGCUGUGUCAUUUUUGACUUCAUGGACACGCUUUCAGACCUUAAAAUGAAAGAAUACAAGCGCUCCACUCUUAAUGAACUGGUGGACUACAUUACAAUAAGCAGAGGCUGUUUGACAGAGCAGACUUACCCUGAAGUAGUUAGAAUGGUAUCUUGCAAUAUCUUCAGAACUCUCCCACCUAGUGACAGCAAUGAAUUUGAUCCAGAAGAGGAUGAGCCCACCUUGGAGGCAUCGUGGCCACAUUUACAGCUUGUAUAUGAGUUUUUCAUACGAUUUUUGGAAAGCCAAGAAUUUCAGCCCAGCAUUGCCAAAAAGUACAUAGAUCAGAAAUUUGUAUUGCAGCUGUUGGAGCUGUUUGACAGCGAAGACCCUCGAGAACGAGACUACCUAAAAACAGUCUUGCACAGAAUUUAUGGCAAGUUCCUGGGUCUUAGAGCAUUUAUCCGAAAACAGAUUAAUAAUAUUUUUCUACGAUUUGUUUAUGAAACUGAACACUUCAAUGGCGUAGCUGAACUGUUGGAAAUUUUAGGAAGUAUUAUCAAUGGUUUUGCUUUACCUCUCAAGGCAGAGCAUAAACAGUUUCUGGUGAAGGUGCUGAUCCCUUUACACACUGUCAGGAGUUUAUCACUCUUCCAUGCACAGCUGGCGUAUUGCAUAGUACAGUUUCUGGAGAAAGACCCCUCACUCACAGAACCAGUCAUUAGAGGUUUAAUGAAAUUCUGGCCAAAAACCUGCAGUCAGAAAGAGGUCAUGUUCCUAGGAGAGCUGGAGGAAAUCUUGGAUGUAAUUGAACCAUCACAAUUUGUCAAAAUCCAGGAACCCUUGUUUAAACAAAUUGCCAAGUGUGUCUCUAGCCCUCAUUUUCAGGUGGCUGAAAGAGCGCUGUACUAUUGGAAUAAUGAAUACAUCAUGAGUUUGAUAGAGGAGAACUCAAAUGUUAUACUUCCCAUCAUGUUUUCCAGCCUUUACAGGAUUUCUAAAGAGCACUGGAAUCCGGCUAUUGUGGCUUUAGUCUACAAUGUGUUGAAGGCAUUUAUGGAGAUGAACAGCACCAUGUUUGACGAGCUGACAGCCACUUACAAGUCAGAUCGUCAGCGUGAGAAGAAGAAAGAGAAGGAGCGUGAAGAACUGUGGAAAAAACUGGAGGAUUUGGAAUUAAAGAGAGGUCUUAGACGUGAUGGAAUAAUUCCAACUUAACAAAAAAACAAAACAGCAUUAUUAACCUGUGGAGUCACACAUUUAUGUAGUAGAAGAUGGAGCAACAGUUUUCUGUAUUGUGCAACUUUACAGUAGAUUUCACAUUUGUUUCAUUAUUACAACAGCACUGUAUAUACCUGUCUCUAAGUAAAGGAAAAAAAUAAGGACUUUAAUCCAAAGUUUGGACAACAGAUGGACUUCUCAGAACUUUGCAAACAUAAUCAUUGUUUUAACCCUUCUUUAAAACCAGUCUUCAAAGAUCUGUUGAUGAAAAUUGCAAUGUCAGAUUCCAUUGUCAGGACCUGUUCCUUAUUUAUCGUUAGCAGAGAGUGUAAUACAACUUUCAAAUGUGAACAAUCUUAAAAUUUAGCUUGUCUUUCUGCUAAACUGUUACGUGUAUUUAUAGUAAAAGAGAAAAAAGACUGUCAUUUCCUUAUGAGUUUGUGUAACAUCCUCCUUCUCUGGAUAACUUUACUGUAAUUUGACUUUCUUUUCUUUUUGCAUAUCUUCAUAAGUUGAAUGUCCAUUCAGAUCAGGGCCAUGAAAAGCAUUGGUCCUGAAUAAAAGUUUUGUUUACUGGUGUGAGCAUUUUUUAGUACCAGGCUGUCUCUGGUGCUUCCUUAAUUUGAACAUUAGGAAUUAAAAAACAAGUAGGUGAUAAGCAUAGUA
Cinclus cinclus is the source of this 2171-nucleotide messenger RNA. RefSeq names its product protein phosphatase 2 regulatory subunit B'epsilon (gene PPP2R5E). The transcript has 14 exons. Gene Ontology annotation, molecular function: protein phosphatase activator activity. Gene Ontology annotation, biological process: signal transduction; protein dephosphorylation. NCBI's taxonomy places the organism in Eukaryota, Metazoa, Chordata, Aves, Passeriformes, Cinclidae. Bases 99 to 1502 code for a protein of 467 amino acids. Gene Ontology annotation, cellular component: cytosol; nucleus; protein phosphatase type 2A complex. The record is from RefSeq and is a predicted model, not a curated record.